Thermothelomyces thermophilus ATCC 42464 is the source of this 894-nucleotide messenger RNA. RefSeq lists its product as uncharacterized. Gene Ontology annotation, molecular function: RNA endonuclease activity; metal ion binding; single-stranded DNA endonuclease activity. Gene Ontology annotation, biological process: apoptotic DNA fragmentation. Gene Ontology annotation, cellular component: nucleus; mitochondrial inner membrane. The record is from RefSeq and is a predicted model, not a curated record. Lineage: Eukaryota; Fungi; Ascomycota; Sordariomycetes; Sordariales; Chaetomiaceae. The transcript has 2 exons. The coding region runs from base 1 to 894 and encodes 297 amino acids.
AUGUCCAAAGCGACCAUCGCCGUCAUCGCCGCCGUCAGCGCCGGCGCCGGUGCGGCUGCCACGGCGGCAAUGUACUCGCUGCGCAAGUCCGAGACGACGGCGACAACAACCACCUCCGCCACUACCUACGGCUUCCCCGGCCCCGUCGCCGACCUCGCCUCCCGGCAGGCGCUCAUCUCCUCGUACGACCGGCGGACGCGCAACCCGCACUGGGUGGCCGAGCACAUCACGCCCGCGUCGCUCAACAUGCGCGACGGCGACCGCAAGAACAGCAACUUCCUCGAGGACCCCGCCAUCCCGGAAAAGUUCCAGGCCAAGCUCAAGGACUACUUCCGCUCCGGCUACGACCGCGGCCACCAGGUCCCCGCCGCCGACUGCAAGUGGUCGCAGACGGCCAUGGACGAGACCUUUUACCUGUCCAACAUGUGCCCCCAGGUCGGCGACGGCUUCAACCGCGACUACUGGGCCCACCUCGAGGACUUCUGCCGCCGCCUCACCCAGCGCUACCCCAGCGUCCGCAUCGUCACGGGACCGCUCUACCUGCCCAAGCGCGACCCGCAGGACAACAAGUGGUACGUCAAAUACGAGGUCAUCGGGAAUCCCCCCAACGUCGCCGUGCCCACCCACUUCUACAAGGUCAUCUACGCCGAGGAGCAGACCGCCCCGGGAGGCAAGGUCGCCCUCGCCGCCUUCGUCCUGCCCAACGCCGUCAUCCCCAACGACAAGCCCCUCGCCGACUUCGAGGUGCCCCUCGAGGCCGUCGAGCGCGCCACCGGCCUCGAGUUCGCCACCAAGCUGCCCCCGUCCCGCAGGAAGCGCCUGUGCGCCGAGACCAGCUGCUCCAUCAUCGUCAAGGAGUACGCCGAGCGCCAGAAGGCCUUUGCCAAGAAGUAG